UUCAGCAACACUUCAAUGCUACCCCAGCUAUGGAGAUUUUUACCAUAGUGUGUAUUUUAUUCUACUUGGUAAGAAGUUGGGGACAGGAGCAAACGUAUGUUGUUUUUGCACCUAAAGCAUUCUAUGUUGGCACCUCUCAAAAUGUUGUGAUUCAAGUUCAUGGGUAUACAGAAUCAUUUUCUGUGUCCAUUGCUCUAAAAAGUUAUCCUGACAAAAAUUUCACAUAUUCUCAUCGCCAAGUUAAUUUAUCUCCAGAAAAUGCAUUCCAAAGCGCUGCAAGCUUGACUAUACAACUAAAAGAUGUGUCUGGAGGACACGUCACAGCUUCACAUGUCCAUUUAGAAGUUGUCUCUGAUUAUUUUUCAAAAGUAACACAAAUUCCACUACGCUAUGACAAUGGAUACAUCUUCAUCCACACAGAUAAAUAUGCUUAUUUUCCAUUUGAAAAGUCAGUAAAAGUUAGAGUUUAUUCAUUGAAUGAAGACCUAAAGCCAUCAAGGAGAAAAGUAGUCUUAACUUUUAUAGAUCCAAAAGGGACAGAAUUUGUUGAAGUAGGAAAAAAUACAUAUCCUGGAGUUAUCACUUUUCCUGACUUCAAGAUUCCGUAUAAUCCUAAUUAUGGCAUAUGGACACUUAAAGCUAAAUAUAAAAAGGACUUCACGACAACUGGAACUGCCUAUAUUGCGAUCAGAGAAAAUGUUCCAGUGAGUACACCCUUCUAUAUUUUAUUAGAACCAGAAGAAAAAUUGAUUAACCGUAAAAACAUUGAGGAUUUCAAGAUUACUGUAAAAGUUCGAUAUACUAAUAAUUAUAGAAAUGUGCCUGAGGCUGUAGUCUUUGCCUUUUUUGGAAUAAGAGGAGACUUUGAUGAUAAUGGAAAUGAAAUGAUGUUUGCAGGAAUAGAAAAGAAAAUGCUUAUUAAAGGAGUUGCAGAAAUACAUUUUAAUACUUCAAAGGCAAUUUACUCACUAAAUAAAACGAUAGAAGAUUUAAACAACAAAUACCUUAAUAUAUUUGUGGAAGUAGAAAAAACUGGAUCUACACUUGAGUAUACAAAUCAAGUAGCUGAUGUCAAGUACCAACUUUUCCCCUACACACUGGAUUUGGUUGCUACUCCUCUUUUUUUGAAGCCUGGGUUCCCAUUUUCCAUUAAGGUGCAGGUGAAGGAUGCCUUUGGUAAAUUUGUAUCUGGGAUUGAAGUAAUUUUGAAAGCAAAGACAGUAGAUAAAACUCAGGAGAAGACAAAUCUGAACCUAAGAAAAAGCACAACAAAUUAUGAUGGAGUAGCAUCAUUUGUGAUUCACAUUCCCUCUGAUGUGACAACACUGGAGUUUCAUGUCAGAACGGAUGAUCCAAAACUUCCAGAGGAAUAUCAGGCUAGCAAUGACUAUCAAGCAGUGGCUUACUCAACACACAGCCAAAGUUUCCUAUUCCUCAGUUGGCCUGACAGUUAUAAGAGUUUGCCGGUGGGAAAACAUCUCAGCAUAACUGUCACUCCUAAAAGUCCUUUUGUUGACAGAAUUACACACUACAAUUACCUGAUAUCAUCUAAGGGUAAAAUAGUACACUUCGGUUCAGAGAAGAAACUCCCAGGUUUAUCUUCCCAACUUUUGAACCUUACCCUAACUCAGCACAUGGCUCCUACUGCCUGUCUCCUCGUCUAUUACUUUGUCACAGAAGAUCAGAUGACAGAAUUAGUGUCUGAUUCAGUCUGCCUAAAGACUGAAGAAAAAUGUGGUAACCAGCUCAAGAUUCUUCUGUCUCUAAAUACACAUUCUCGGGGCAGAGGUGUUUCUCUUACUAUGGAAACUCAAUCAGAAGCCUGGGUAGCAUUAUCAGCCGUGAACACUGCUACAUAUCAAGAUGAAGAAAGAGUCAAAAAUUCCAUGGAAAGAAUACUUCAGUCUUCACACAAAAGUGGUCCGGCGUGUGGAUCAGGUGGUGGCAGGAAUAAUGUUGAGGUGCUCUACUCCACGGGACUCACUGUCCUUACUAAUGUGCAUGCAGAUAACUCCCAACAAGAUGGUGCAUCAUUUAAAAAAAUUCUCAGAUCAAAAAGAGAAUGGAAGGAUGAAGUAGAUCGAAUGGUAUCCAGAUACAAACACAUGGUGAUCCAGAAAUGCUGUCGUGAUGGAACCCAUAAAACAGAGGAAAGCUGUGAGACAAGAGCUGCUCGGGUUGACAUUGGCCCCAGUUGUGUCAAAGCCUUCUCUGAUUGUUGUGAUCAGGCAAGACAACUGAGGGGUGAGAAAACUCAUCAUGGUUUCCUAUUAAGAGCGUCAGGAGAAACAAUGAAGGUACGCAAAGAAUUUAUAUCAGAAAACUUGUUAUGGAAUGUGCAUCAUGUUUUCCAAAGGCAUCAGGUGAAUUUCAUGCUACCUACUUAUCUAAGUGUCUGGGGAUUCCAAGGCAUCGGCAUUUCAGAAAAAGGUCUGUGUGUUACUGAUGUGCAGCACCUGUGGAAUUUUCAAGGGCACUUUCUGAACAUAAACCCAGAAGACAACUGAGAGGCCACUUACAACACCCAGACUCUAGGAUCCUGUAACCAAAAUGAUGGUUGGUGUUCUGGCAGUCAUCUGACUAAGAGGCAACAGUGAAAAUGGAAGAUUGAUGAUGUGGAGGAACAAAAAUUAGUCCUUAUCUCUGAUGACCCAUGGAGAUGCCAUCCCAGAUUUUUCUUUCUUUCAUAUGAAAAAUAAACUUUGUUCUCAUUUAAGCAACA
Molecule: messenger RNA, 2722 nt
Organism: Sorex fumeus (smoky shrew)
Lineage: Eukaryota; Metazoa; Chordata; Mammalia; Eulipotyphla; Soricidae
Product: complement C5-like
Exons: 21
Coding region: 30-2507 (825 amino acids)
Cellular component (GO): extracellular region
Source: RefSeq, a predicted model, not a curated record